This is a messenger RNA of Brassica napus (rape), 1867 nucleotides long. RefSeq names its product RING-H2 finger protein ATL16. Bases 544 to 1641 code for a protein of 365 amino acids. Gene Ontology annotation, biological process: protein ubiquitination. The transcript has a single exon. NCBI's taxonomy places the organism in Eukaryota, Viridiplantae, Streptophyta, Magnoliopsida, Brassicales, Brassicaceae. The record is from RefSeq and is a predicted model, not a curated record. Gene Ontology annotation, molecular function: transferase activity.
GGUCAUAACCAAAGGUAGCUCAAAUUGUAUAAUCAUAAUUAAUGAAAAGAGUUUUUUUUUGUCAACUUGAAAAGAGUUUCUUUUAAAACAGUAAAAGCAAUGUGUAUUGUAUAAAUUAGAAUUAAUGUGAAUAAAUGUCAGGUUUCUUCCUUAAAUAAAAAGUUCCCCACCACUUGUACUGGUACACAUAAACAAACAAAGAAACAAAUUUUCAAUUUUCCCACUUAUCAUAUUUGAUACUGAUAUUCAAUUUACACCAAUCAGUAAAGAAAAGAGAAGUCUUACACCAAACGAGUCCCACCGAUCAAGAAAUUUAGAAAAAAAUAGAUUAAAAUAAAUAUAAAGAGACUUAGAAAUGUCACCGAACUUUCAUUUUACUCUCUCUCUCUCUCUCUCUGUUCUCCAUUUUUUCUCCUUGGCUGACCUCUCUCAUCCUCUGCUUAACUAUCAAUUGUUUUUUUCACAAAUCUUUGAAACAAAUCUCAUAUUCUUCAAAGUUUAUGCUUAUCUUCCUAUUAGAGAAUGAGCUUGUUCUUCUAGUUAAUGGAUCUAUCAGCUCGUCGUAAUAUCCUCCGGGAUCUGAACUUUACUCCGCCGCCACCACCACCACCACCACCAAUGACUGUUUUCCACCGUGUGAGCUCGACGGGGACGAACUUUCCGAUCAUAGCCGUCGCCGUGAUUGGAAUCUUAGCCACAGCUUUCUUACUUGUAAGCUAUUACGUUUUCGUUAUCAAAUGCUGUCUGAACUGGCAUCGAAUCGACAUUCUUGGUAGAUUCUCACUAUCCCGACGUCAACGCAACGACCAUGGUCCUCCUACAAGGCUUUACUCUCCGAGGAUAAAACGCGGUCUCGAUGAAUCCGUCAUUAGAGCAAUCCCUAUUUUAAAAUUCAAGAAGAGGAGAGAUGGAGAAGAGAAUACUUGUCAAGAAUGCUCUGUUUGUUUGAAUGAGUUUCAAGAAGAGGAGAAGCUGAGGAUUAUCCCACACUGUAGUCAUUUGUUUCAUAUCGACUGCAUCGAUAUUUGGCUUCAGAACAAUGCCAAUUGCCCUUUGUGUAGAACUAGGGUUUCUUGCGGCACAAGUUUCCCUCCCGAUCCGGUUUCUGCUCCAAGUAGUUCCCCAGAUAAUGCGGUAUUGGGGUCAGACACCGGCGAAAAUGAGUAUGUUGUCAUCGAGCUAGGUGAUAGCAUCAGUAGUGACAGAGAUAGUCCAAGAAGCGGAAGGAUACGUGUGGUACAAGAAAGAUCGAAUUCAGGUCACCUACUGAACCAAAGUUCGAUAAGUCAAUCUCCUAGGAAGCUUAACAGAGGAGAGUUUCAGAGAAAAGGAAGAAAGCUUCACAAAGUCACCAGUAUGGGAGACGAAUGUAUCGACAUUAGAAGAGACAAAGAUGAGCAGUUUGGUAGUGUUCAACCCAUCAGAAGAUCGAUCUCGAUGGAUUCGUCUGCAGAUAGACAGCUGUAUUUGGCUGUUCAAGAGGCGAUUAUUAUCCGGAAAAAUCAGGAAAUUCCGGUGGUAGGAGAAGGAGCUGGAGAGUGUAGCAGUAGUAGCAACAAAAUGAAGAGAUCCUUCUUCUCUUUUGGGAGUAGUAGACGUUCUAGAAGUUCUUCCAUAUUGCCUCUCUAUUUUGAACCCUAAUGGACCACUUUGCUUCUUUGUUUUCUUUUUCUUGUUUCUUCCUAACAUUUGCUUUUUAUUUUUAUUGUUUGGUCGGUGAGGUAGGUGAAGACUACAGGCCUGGUUUUGGAUUUUAGAGGUCAAAAGAGUAAAUGAGUUGUAUUGUGAAAUUAUUGGACUUUUUUAAGUUUGGAAAACUAAAAUCUCAUUUUGCCAAUGAACGAAUAUGAACAUACUUUUGGUGUUA